GGCCAGGCUGCUGUGCGGGAGCCAUGGCGGCUUCUGAGGCGGCGGCGGCGGGACCUGCGGCUCUGGCCUCGGGCGCCUCGGCCGUCCCGGGGGCCGCCAGGGGAGCCGCCGCCGCCUCGGGCCUAUGGGGGCCACCUGGACGGCUGAAGGGCAGCCGGCCUCGGCCCGCGACGGCGAGGCAGCAGCCCGCGGGUCCAGCGCUGCCGGCUGGGGAGUUGAUCCAGCCGUCGGUGAGCGAGCUAUCCCGGGCCGUGCGGACCAACAUCCUGUGCACCGUGCGCGGCUGCGGCAAGAUCCUGCCCAACAGCCCCGCGCUCAACAUGCACCUGGUCAAGAGCCACCGCCUGCAGGAUGGCAUAGUAAAUCCAACAAUAAGAAAAGAUUUGAAAACCGUACCGAAAUUCUACUGUUGUCCAAUUGAAGGAUGCCCUAGAGGCCCUGACAGGCCAUUUUCUCAAUUUUCUCUUGUAAAACAGCACUUUAUGAAAAUGCACGCUGAAAAGAAGCAUAAAUGUAGUAAGUGCAGCAAUUCAUAUGGCACUGAAUGGGACUUGAAAAGACAUGCAGAGGAUUGUGGCAAGACCUUCCAGUGCACGUGUGGCUGUCCCUAUGCCAGUAGAACUGCAUUACAGUCCCACGUUUACCGAACUGGCCAUGAGAUCCCUGCAGAGCACAGGGAUCCACCUGGUAAGAAAAGGAAAAUGGAAAACUGCCUGCACAACCAGAAGUUGUCCAAUAAGACCACUGAAUCAUUGAGUAACAAACCAACCCCAAGACCAGACACCCAGGAAUUAGAAACUUCAGAAAUAAAACUAGUCACUUCUUUUGAAGACUCUUGCGGCUCUAAUGCCAAGAAGCAGACUCUUACAACAGCUCCGAAAUAUCCUCAGAAGUUGCUUUUACCAAAGCCCAGAGUGGCUUUGGUUAAACUGCCCGUUAUGCAGUUUUCUCCGAUGCCUGUCUUUGUGCCUACAGCUGACUCCUCAGCCCAGCCUGUGGUGUUAGGUGUUGAUCAUCAGGGCUCUGCCACAAGCGCUGUGCACUUACUGCCCUUACCAGUAGGAACUCUGAUCCUCGGCCUUGAUUCAGAGGCCUGCUCUCUUAAGGAGAGCCUCCCUCUUUCAAAAAUGGUGAAUCCUAUUGCUGUUGAGCCAAUUAGUACAGGUGUUCAAGUGAACUUGGGUAAAAGUCCAUCUAAUCCUCUACAUGAACUAGGGAACACAUGUCAGAAGAACAAUAUUUCUUCAAUCAACGUACAGACAGAUCUGUCUUAUGCCACACAACACUUUAUACCAUCUGCACAGUGGAUCAGCCCUGAUUCCUCUGUAUCAUCUUGUUCUCAAACUGAUUUGACAUUUGGUUCUCAAGUUUCCCUUCCCAUUAGUGUUCAGACUCAAACGUUUUUGCCCAGUUCUAAGAUCACUUCAACCAUAGCUGCUCAGACUGAUGCGUUUUUAGAUGCCUCUUUCCAGUCAGGUGGGAUCUCCAGAGAAACUCAAACCAGUGGAAUGCAAAGUUCAGCAGAUGACACAGUACACAUGGACCAAGCUGUAAUGUGUGGAGACAUUUUUGAGAAUGUCCACUCAUCAUACGGUGUUUCUACAGACAGUAUUAUAAGCAGCAGCUUAGUAGGAGAGACUGUUACUCACGGCUUGUUACCUCAGAACCACCCUAAGAGUUUAAGUCAGGCUAUUGAGAAAUCUGCACCAGAUAUAAACUUCAGUGCACAGAACAGCAUGCUUCCUUCACAGAACAUGACAGAUAAUCAGACCCAAACUAUAGAUUUACUAAGUGAUUUAGAAAACAUCUUGUCAAGUAAUCUGCCUGGUCAGACACUGGACAAUCGUAGUCUUCUGUCUGACACGAAUACUGGACCUGACACCCAGCUCCCAUCUGGCCCAGCCCAGAAUCCUGCAAUUGAUUUUGAUAUCGAAGAGUUCUUUUCGGCCUCAAAUAUCCAGACUCAAACUGAAGAGAGUGAGCUUAGCACCAUGACCACUGAGCCAGUCUUAGAAUCACUGGACAUAGAGACCCAAACUGACUUCUUACUUGCAGACACUUCUGCCCAGCCCUACAGUUAUAGGGGAAAUUCUAACUUCUUAGGCCUUGAGAUGUUUGACACGCAGACACAGACAGACUUAAACUUCUUUUUGGACAGUAGUCCUCAUCUGCCUCUGGGAAGUAUUCUGAAACACUCCAGCUUUUCCAUGAGUACUGAUUCAUCUGACACAGAGACCCAAACUGAAGGAAUGUCCAUUGCUAAAAAUAUGUCUGCUCUAGAAAGCAAGGUUCAGUUGAACAGUACAGAAACACAGACCAUGCAUUCUGGCUUUGAAACCCUGGGGAGUUUGUUCUUCACCAGCAAUGAGACUCAAACAGCAAUGGAUGACUUUCUUCUUGCGGAUUUGGCCUGGAACACGAUGGAAUCUCAGUUCAGCUCUGUAGAGACCCAGACGUGUGCAGAACCACACACAGUGUCCAGCUUCUAAGAGUGGAGUCCACCUGUGGGACGGCAUUUACAAUUUCCUUCUUGAUUUAGAAAAUGAGUGGAAACAACAGUAUUAACUCUGUUGAAUGUAGUUAAUAUGCAGUUGCUUCGAUUCUUUGAGGUUUUGCCUUUUGUACUUGUAAACAUAAAAUUUGUGUAUAAAUGUGAGUGUAUUAUAAAGUGAAGAUGUUGAUCUAAAAAAGAUUGUAUUGUGUUGACUACAUUUGCCCUUUCACAGCUACUCUUCCCAUUUGAAAAAAAAAAAGGAAUUUCACACCUUUAAAAUACAUCUAGUCAUUCAGCUAAAGCCAAGCUUACCAAGGUACUAGGGUAUACAGACUUCAAAUCUCUAAAAUAUUUUAGUCAAAGUGUGACUUACUUAAAUUGCACCUAAAAUAUUUUUGACAGUGCUUGUGAAAUUCCUUGUUUCCUGAUAGUAAUACCUAGAGAAAUUUCAUGCUGCGCCGUCAGAUUUAAACGCCAGAUUUAAAUGCUUAGGUGGUUUGAGACUCAUGCUGCUUGCAGCUUCAUCUGCUUUGACAUCUUACUCUUCGGACUUGCAGACACAAAAGGAAACUACAUCUGCCUUCAGCAUUUCAGAUAGUUUUCAUGUAGUCGUUGCCAUCCCUUCUCUACAUGAGCUGUUAUUGAUACCAAUGUUAAGUGUACAGUACUUUUCUCACAAGACGUGUUGUAAAAUUACGGCUUAAAGUAGUAGUGGCAAGCACUUGUAUAAAUAGUGAUCCUUCUAGUCUAAAUAAUCAUUCCACUGGGUUGUGGAAUCAUGCCUAUUAGCUCAGAUCAAGUGUGCCCUACAAGCAUCCUCUCCUAUUCUCUUCAGUAGGCCAGGGGGUGCUCCGGAGCCAUUGGUCAACAUGCACAGGCUGGAUCUGAGUUUUGUCCUCUAAAUGAUUAAAAAACAAUGGAAAGGGCCAUUCCUCCCUAAAUUUCAA
Molossus molossus (Pallas's mastiff bat) is the source of this 3441-nucleotide messenger RNA. RefSeq names its product ATM interactor (gene ATMIN). Gene Ontology annotation, molecular function: DNA-binding transcription factor activity, RNA polymerase II-specific; transcription cis-regulatory region binding. Lineage: Eukaryota; Metazoa; Chordata; Mammalia; Chiroptera; Molossidae. The transcript has 4 exons. The record is from RefSeq and is a predicted model, not a curated record. The coding region runs from base 24 to 2489 and encodes 821 amino acids. Gene Ontology annotation, cellular component: nucleus. Gene Ontology annotation, biological process: regulation of transcription by RNA polymerase II.